CAUGAUAAGGAAUCUGAACCUACUAUUCUUUAAAAACAAAAAAUAGAAGAAAACAUGUAUUCAAAUGAUAUGGAUACACCACAAGAAGUCAAGAACCCCGAAACCCAGAAAAUUUAUAUCGUUGUAACAAUAAAAUAUUGUAGUUAGGUUAUAAAAGGGUUGACAUGGUCCAAAUGAGGAAGAAAAGAAGUUCACGAAAACCAAUUGGAGCUCCAAAAUGGAGGACGCUGGAAGUUACUUUGACGAGUAAAAUAUACUAGGAAUGAAGACCUAGUCGAACAUUGGUCCAGCAGCCCCUUUUGUCCUAUAAAUACAUAGAGCUUGUUAACAUCCUAUAAUAUCUCACAAUAAAGUAUCCACAUAAUAUCUUACCAUCAAAGUAUCUUCUUAAGUAUCCAUAAAUUGCUUUCUGUUAGAUGCAAAUGGAGAGCCCAAAAUCACCUCUUCAACCCCCAACUUAUGGAAACUUAGUCACAAUCCUUAGCAUAGAUGGUGGUGGCAUUAGAGGGAUUAUUCCUGCCACUAUCCUUGCUUUUUUGGAAUCGGAACUUCAGAAACUGGACGGAAACGAAGCAAGGCUUGCAGACUACUUUGAUGUUGUGGCAGGAACAAGCACCGGUGGUCUGGUUACAGCCAUGCUAACUGCUCCUAAUAAGGAAGGCCGACCCUUGCUUGCAGCCUCUGAGAUUAAAGAAUUUUACCUUGAGCACUGCCCAAAAAUCUUUCCUCAAAAUCAUUUCCCGUUCUCUGCUACCAAGAACUUGGUGAAGUCCUUGACUGGUCCCAAGUAUGAUGGUGAAUACCUUCAUCAACUUAUCCAUGCCAAGUUGGGUGAUACAAGGUUGCAUCAAACACUUACUAACGUUGUCAUUCCAACUUUCGAUAUCAAGCAUCUUCAACCUACUAUAUUUAGUAGUUACGGGGUGAAGAAAAAUCCUCUCAAGAACGCAACCCUCGCUGACAUAACAAUCUCAACUUCAGCAGCCCCUACAUACUUGCCUGCCCAUUUCUUCAAAACUCAUGAUUCAGCCGGAAACGUGAAAGAAUACAAUCUUAUUGACGGGGGAGUUGCAGCUAACAAUCCGGCUCUGGUGGCCAUUGGGGAGGUGACAAAAGAGAUAACAAGAGGGAGCAGUGAUUUUUUCCCUAUAAGACCAAAUGAUUACGGAAGGUUUCUUGUGAUUUCUCUUGGAACUGGAACUCGUAAAUCAGAAGAGAAAUUCAAUGCAAAUGAAGUAGCUGGAUGGGGAAUGUUGAGUUGGUUAACACACGACAACUCUACUCCUCUCAUUGAUGCUUUCAUGCAAGCGAGUUCCGAUAUGGUUGAUUUUCAUCUCUCUGCCGUUUUUCGAGCUCUUCACUCUGAAGCCAACUAUAUUCGAAUCCAGGAUGAUACAUUAAAUGGGGAUGCUGCUUCUGUUGAUAUUUCUACCGUUGAGAAUCUCGACAUUCUCGCCAAGACAGGAGAUGAACUUCUCAAGAAACCUGUUUCAAGAGUCAAUCUUGAGUCGGGAUGUAACGAAAAUGCUUAUGAAGUGACCAAUGAAAAGGCCCUUAUAAAGUUAGCAGGAAUACUAUCAAAAGAAAAGAUGAUCCGAGAUUCGCGAUCUCCUCAUAAAAAUGCGCCAAAUAGCAAAUAAAAGAUCAUUAGUUUAUCCUUUCUCUAGUUUUUGUUGUUAAUGUUUAUUUUUCUUAUCUGUUAUUGAUGACUUGUUUGGUUCACUAACGCAAGUUUAGUUUUAUAAUAAUAAAUGAUUGCCGCUCAUUGUAGUUACUUGUAUGAUUGUAUCUUCUAUCAUUUGAAUAAAGUCAAUAAAAAUACUAAAAUUUGGUCUUCGUCCAACAUACAUUAGAAUAAGGGGUAAUUGAUCAAAUGACUUUUGAAAAAUAAAGGGAAAUGAUAUAUUUCAUACAAUUAGAAGUGUCCAAUAUUUUGAAAAUUACAAUUUAACCAACUCUUCCAAAAUAAUACCAUUAUUGGUUUCCAAAUAAUUUUAAAAACUGGAAAAUAAAUUUAAACAAAAAAAUUCCAUAAUUCUUUUUAAUAGGCUGAUCCAGUGUUGUUAUCUCAUUAGAGGUCUUCGGUAAUUUCUUAAAUUCACUUCUUUAACUUUUAACUUUGUUUACAAACGUUUGAUUAGCAGUUAGAUGCAUUCUUUGAUAGGAAAUCCUUGUUUGUAUUUAAAGGAUAAAACUAUAUUUUCUGGUUAAUGGGAAAAAGUUUAAAAGUGAACAUAUUGCAGGAAGCUCGCUGAUAAGUAAACGAAAAUGUUUCUUAAAUCUGCAAAAUAAAGAUUGGCGGAAGUAAUUCUACCAAAACCGUCUGCUGAUUCUUGGUAGACAUUCCGUUGAUGUUUGCCAAACCAACAAGUGUUUUCUAGUAGACUUACGAGAAAUCAAUAUAUUGAGAACUACUUAUGAACAUUCUUUUAUGCAAAUAGUAUUGCACUUGUUACUGGUUUCUGACAAUGGAGAUGGAUAAUGUGGUUUGGAGUCCCUUGUUAAUUGCGUAAGAGAUCAAAUAUGAGAAUUUUCUCCAUAAGUUUUGUGAAUAUUACAACACGAUUAGGGAGAUAGAUAGAAGUUGAGAUUGCAAAUAUGUUGCCUAAAUAUAUUAUAUAUUGGAACAAAUGCCUAGCAACACACCUCCAAUCUAAUCCACCAGCAGUGACAAAGGAAGGUUGUCAUAAUCAACUUCAAAUACAAUCAACAAAUAAA
Messenger RNA from Brassica napus (rape), 2718 nucleotides. RefSeq names its product patatin-like protein 2. Bases 417 to 1640 code for a protein of 407 amino acids. The transcript has 6 exons. The record is from RefSeq and is a predicted model, not a curated record. NCBI's taxonomy places the organism in Eukaryota, Viridiplantae, Streptophyta, Magnoliopsida, Brassicales, Brassicaceae. Gene Ontology annotation, molecular function: monoacylglycerol lipase activity; glycerophospholipase activity. Gene Ontology annotation, biological process: lipid metabolic process.